Messenger RNA from Octopus sinensis (East Asian common octopus), 1754 nucleotides. RefSeq names its product aquaporin-5-like. The record is from RefSeq and is a predicted model, not a curated record. Gene Ontology annotation, molecular function: water channel activity. Gene Ontology annotation, cellular component: plasma membrane. The transcript is spliced from 2 exons. Gene Ontology annotation, biological process: transmembrane transport. The annotation marks the transcript as partial. Lineage: Eukaryota; Metazoa; Mollusca; Cephalopoda; Octopoda; Octopodidae.
CUACUACUACUACUACUACUACUACUACUACUACUACUGCUACUACUACUGCUACUGCUACUGCUACUGCUGCUGUUGUUGUUGCUGCUGCUUCUGACGAAGUAUCUGGGAUAAAGAAUUACGAUUUGUAGCCAGUUAAGAAGAUAAGACAUACGUAACCACCGCAGUGACGACACACUCUUAAUUUCGCCACUGGACAGUAACUACAACAACAACAACAACAAUCCUGACCGCUACCACGGCUAUCAGUCUUCGUUGAGACACGUUUAGUUAUCACUGAAGGUGAAUUGUUGGACCCCUGCUGCGCACCCAUAAAAAGUUAUUCAAGGACAAUACAUAUACAUUUAUACAUGUGUUAUCUAUAAACAUUUUAUACACACACACACACACUCUCUGUCUCUCUCUCAGACAGACAGACAGACAGACACACACACACACACACACACAACACCACACACACACACACACACACACACACAUAUAUAUAUAUAUAUAUAUGUAUGUUCAUUUACACACCGGCGCACAUGUGUACUUUUGAAAAAAGUUCACUUAGUAAUUUUGUUUGAUAUACAUGUUUAUAAAUUACGGAGGAUUAUUUUGAAAGAAAACAGAAAAUAUUAUUAAAGCGGCGAGUACAAGAUUAUUACAACAUAAAAUCUGUUGGCUGUGUGUCCAGACAUUCUCCUCAAAGCUCUUCUCAUCAUUACACGCGUACGCAAGUAACUGGACCCUGAAGUGCGAGGCUUGCUGAGUGGCUGUCGGUACACGCGCACUGUGUCUGUGUGUGCGCCCCUGUGUCUGCGGCUGUGCUUAUAUGUUUGUGAGUGUGUUAGUGUUGUGUGCGCCUGUUUGAGUAUUUGCUCCUCUACCAGUGAGUGCAACUAUUAUAGUCAGCCUUUGUGCACGAGAUUGUGUCUGUGUGUGCGCGCGUGUGUGUGCGUGAGUAAGUUUUACGGGCUUGCGCACAGGCUGCCGAUUCUGAACACGUUGAGUGAGAAACAGCAGUUAGAAUGACAGACGGCGAUACAAACAGAUCAUCUUCGAAACAUUUGGGAAACAAACAGCGUAGGAAUUUCUUUUCUCUCAAAGAACUGUCGCAGUGUUUACAGGAAAGCAUGAAAUCUCAAAUAGACGAUGUACGGUCCACUAUUUUCUGGAAAGCAUUUCUUGCUGAAAUUAUUGGAACUUUCUUCCUCGUGUUUUUAAUCAUAGGUUCGUUGAUGCACGAUCCUAAGAAGGAAACAGGACCCGACCAUUUGUAUGUGGCCAUUCUGGCCGGCUUCUUCAUCGCCACCAUCAUUAUGACAUUUUUACAUGUGAGCGGUGGACAUGUGAACCCGGCGAUCAGUAUAGGCUUUCUGGUUACACGCCACAUAAGUUUGCUACGCUUCAUCGCCUACUUGGCCGCUCAAAUGCUCGGUUCAGUGGCCGGAGCAUACAUGCUGAAGGUGCUUUGUCCGGCAACCAUGACCAGCACUCUGCAUACGGUCAAACCCAACGUGGAUAUGUCCGACCUGCAGGCGCUAAUUAUGGAGUUUAUCGUAACAUUUUUCCUCUUGUUUGCUGCUUUCUCAAUGAUUGACCACGGAAGAAAGGAUGUCUCCGGAUCGAUCCCACUCGGAAUUGGUAUAAUCGUCAUCAUCAAUAUUUUGGCUUGUGUAAGUACAACCAUCUUUAUUCCCAACUCAUACAGACCGAACAAGUAAGAAUAUGAAAGAAAGAAAGAAUGAAAGAAAGAAAGGAAGGAAGUAACA